Molecule: messenger RNA, 2024 nt
Organism: Aspergillus calidoustus
Lineage: Eukaryota; Fungi; Ascomycota; Eurotiomycetes; Eurotiales; Aspergillaceae
Source: the annotation of a GenBank genome assembly
GCCCGCCACAGUCACGGUCAUAUUCGUGUCUAUAGCUCACCAAGCGUUCAUCUCUACAAAUACACUAAACCAACUCUCAACUACCAUGGUCGUCGUCGCAGUAGCGGGUGGAACAGGUGGGCUGGGCAAAACAAUCGUCCAAGAGCUACGGCUCCACGGCUCUCAUCAUACGUGCUAUGUUCUGGGGCGAAAGGCUCCAAAAGACGCAACUUUCGGCUCUGCCUCGUUCGUUCAGGUCGACUACGCAGAUGUCGUGUCCCUUACCAAGAUCCUAGAAGACCACCAUAUUGACACCGUCAUCUCGACUAUCAACCUAGAGACCGAUGCGGGGAGUGAGGCGCAACUAAAUCUCAUCGCUGCUGCAGAUGAGUCCAGGGUCACACGCCGUUUCAUUCCCAGUGAGUUCGUACACGUCAUUAACGAAGAUUCAACGUCGGACCCUACCAUGGCCGGCUGGGCUUUGAAUGCACGAGCUCUCAAGAAGACCGGACUCGAAUACAUCCGUAUCUCGAAUGGAUUGUUCUCUGACUACUGGGGUCUACCUCAUAUUGAGAGCAACCUUUGGCCCUUACAUUGGUUCCUAGACAUUGAGAAGGGGCUGGCUGCGAUUCCCGGCACUGGAGAUGAAAGGUUUACUGUUACGUACAGCAAGGAUUUCGCUCUAGUCAUUCUGAAGCUCCUCGAUGUUGAAGAAAGGUGGCCUGAACGCCUGUACUUAUCUGGGUCGGACAUUACCCUCAAUGAGCUCGUUGCCCAUGCAGAGAAAAUUCGAGGUUCGAAGAUCAGAGUCAUUUAUGACCCCGUUGAGAAAUUGGAACGAGGAGAUGUGACCCUCUUGUGGCAACCUGACGAUGUCCCUGAAGAACAAUUCAAGCCAUUUUUUGUUGGUCUUUGUCAAAUGAUCCUCGCUGGGCACUACCUGCUGCCCAAGGACAGCGAUUGGCUUGCCGCAAAGUUCCCCGACCUUCAUCUUACAACCGCGAAUGAGGUUCUGGAUAGGGCCUGGAAGGGGAAAGAGUUUGCAACCUGAUCAUCAUUUGACCUUGCGAAUAUUGGAAGCCUCAUUCCUUUGUCUUCCACGGAAGGUUCUAGAUACAUGUAUCACAUGUCUUCUUUCAUGUCAUCUAGCUAUAUCUAGCGGUUCCCUAGCUAGAUAGCUUCAUCGUUCUACACAAAUGCAUGCAUCAUAUUUGGCUAAGGCUGAGUUCUUUCCUGGAGCCGUAGCGCGCUCCAUCAGCAAUGUAUUGCACGUUGCUGUGGGGUUACAAUCCGGCCAUAGCUUGUCUCUAGAUUAACUUCGAACACGCCGAGGACUUGUGCAUACGAGCUUAUGCAUACAAACUGUAUCAUACGACUUGACCCCACUCGGAUCGGAGCAAAAUGGCGUAGUUGUACUUUGCACAGGAAAUGAUUGGGAUACUGGUGUCGCAAUUGUAACACACCUGAUGCGAUUUUUAUAAUAAGGCGUGAUUAUGGCGUGCCAAGUGCAGAUCGCAGAUUGAUAAUCACAACCCACUUACCGACGGGCCGCUGAUAGUUGGUGUAACCGAGGAAAGCUUGGAACGUUUGACUAACUUAAGAGCAGGGCCCUACCCGCAAUACGAUGAUAAUGAUGAUGAUGCAGGACCAGCCUUCUGGACCAUGGUAUAGGGUUGUACAUCCCUGGUCGGAUUAUACCAACCACAAUCCAUGUACUUGCGGACAGUUGAGAGGAGGCGUUGGAAGAGGCUUCUUAAGACCCACGCAUUCAUUUCAAUGUCCUUCUCCACGCUGGCUGUUGAUUGUAUCAUUCGCCUGUCUCAUGUUGACAUCCCUUAGUCCCACGCCAAUGGAAUAGAAAUGGAGACAAUAGGCGAGAGGAUCAUCGGACAUUCCUGGCCCAAGUAUAUAGUGAGCUCAUACGCCAGAUGCUUUGUUUUUUUCUCCAAUCGCCGGCUCCUCUCCAUUCUUGGUGUAACCACCCCUUGCUUCGAUUAUUUGACAACGUCAAUUUCUAACCCCGUCGCUAUCAGCGACCACCCCCC